GUCUGAGAAUAAAUGUGAAAAAGGUACCUCAAAGUCCCAGGCGCAUUUGUUCUGCCGCCCGACAGCACCUUCGGGUCAUUGUUAUCGAGGGUUUUCCUGAUGGCGAAACCAAAUCUCCAUCUCCUCGAGGCAAAGACGGCGACUCUAGCCUGCGUUGCGCGACGGCAGACAAAGGUGACGGUCCAGGGCCCAAGUCAUCCAUGCUUGCGCAGCUCCAGUUUGGAGGAGGGGGCGACGUGCGCCUCACCAUCACCGCCCAUCGCGGCGCACAUCAAGAGCGACGAAGACGCGACACACUCACACUCAUACUCGCCACAUACCUACACCACAAACCACAAGCUUCUCUAGGCGGGCCUGGGACAUGGGCCUGCCAGACCGGGGGUGGUUGGCAAUACAGAAACUGGAGAGGAGAGGAGAAAGAGAGAGGAGCCCCAAGGCGGUCAAAGUUGAGCUCUCGGCUGGGCGGGCGGGCUGUUUAGAUGCAUCAAAUUUCGUCAAGUGGCCUAUUUACGGACAUGAUGGCCUUUCUCGCACCGGAACUGUAAUUACUUCUCCUCCCCUUCCACCAUUCCUCCCCGGGAGCCAUCCCUUCUAGAAGUCUCAAUUCUCUGGCGUGAAUCCACGGCUUCCAACAGGGGGGGGAUGAGGGAGGAUUCGAAGGGGGGGAACUGACGUGCUCCAUUUCCUUUUGUGCGUCUUGUUCAUUUCCAUGUCAGACACCCAGACACAUGACGGCAUAAGCGCGGGAUACAUAACCGUACUUCAGAUACACAUAU
Messenger RNA from Colletotrichum navitas, 776 nucleotides. RefSeq lists its product as uncharacterized. The record is from RefSeq and is a predicted model, not a curated record. NCBI's taxonomy places the organism in Eukaryota, Fungi, Ascomycota, Sordariomycetes, Glomerellales, Glomerellaceae. The transcript has a single exon. The coding region runs from base 201 to 479 and encodes 92 amino acids.